Messenger RNA from Daphnia pulicaria, 1294 nucleotides. RefSeq names its product lipase member H-like. The transcript has 8 exons. Gene Ontology annotation, molecular function: lipase activity. Lineage: Eukaryota; Metazoa; Arthropoda; Branchiopoda; Diplostraca; Daphniidae. The record is from RefSeq and is a predicted model, not a curated record. Gene Ontology annotation, biological process: lipid metabolic process. Bases 180 to 1223 code for a protein of 347 amino acids.
AUAGGUACUACUUUCCAGAAUGAAGGGUGUGAUGAUGAAAAAACUUGCUUAAUUCGCGGAAAAAAAUUAAAAAUCUAUCAAUUUGUUUCAUAAUUUUUCCAUACAUGUGAUAUCUGAAAUGUAUAAAAGACCAUUGAUAGAUUUAGAAAAGUUUAACCUUCGAUCGUCAAGCUGCAAACAUGACGUUAAUCAAAACGUUCUGGAUACUUCUCUGCUCCUCCGUCCUCGUUUUAGCCGAAGGUAUUUUUUUCCGAAAAGAAAUAAUCAGACAUGCUGGUGAUCUUCUGUCGGAGAUUGCCGAACCGUUCGCAGCUUCACAAGUUCAUUUCUUACUCUGGACAAGACGAAAUUCGUUUCUAUUUCAAGAACUCUUUAUCAACGAUGUAAAUGUCCUAGCUGCUUCUUCUUAUGUUAAGACAAAACCUACUAAAAUUUAUGUCCAUGGUUUUACUGAAAAUGGGCAAGGUGAUCUUAGUUUCAGGUUACGCAAUCGUUUCCUCGAAAAAGAAGAUAUUAAUUUUAUCGCAGUCGACUGGGCAUUAUUGGCUGCAGGUCCCGACUAUCCUAGAGCAGCGGCAAACACUAGGCUGGUAGGAUUACUCACGGGAGAUUUUGUGAACUUCCUGGUUUCACAGGGCACUGAUCUUAUCAAGUUGCACUUGAUUGGUUUCAGUAUGGGGGCGCAUGUGGUUGGACUGGCUGGACAUAUCGCCAACGGUGUACUACCUAGAAUAACAGGUUUGGAUCCAGCCUUCCCUCACUUUGAUUUCACUAACCCAGACGAGGUUCUAGAGAAAACAGAUGCCCAGUUUGUUGAUGUUAUCCAUACAAAUGCUGGCAAGUUGGAAAAUGGCAAAAUAGGCGUCGAUCGAUCGAUCGGACACGUCGAUUUUUGGCCCAAUGGUGGAUCUUCUCAGCCUGGCUGUAUAGAAAUCCCCAACAGCAGCGCUGGAAUCUUAAGUAUUAUGAACCUGUUUCUUGGAGGUAUCUGCAGUCAUAGGCGAGCAGUGGAAUAUUUUAUGGAAUCCCUUGAUGUUCCGUUCAUCGCCACCCGGUGCAAUUCUUACGACGAAUUCAAGCUUGGCUCAUGCACUAACAAUUUCAAAACUUUUCUGGGUGUUCCAGUCUCAACAUCAGCCGUAGGAAAUUUCUUCCUCGAUACCAACGUACCUCACACAGUCCGGCAAGAGAACAGCUUUCAAUCAAUAUUUAAAACAACUUAAAGAAAGAACAUUUUAUUUUCAAAUUGUGAAAGCUGUGUCUUUUUCAAUUCUCACUAUAAUAAAAAAAAAUU